AGGAAAAGGGAAGGAAAGUAAAGGAAAAGGGUAGACAAAGGAAUCACCAAAUAGUCGGCGUCCAUCCGCCGACCAAUCAUCACAUCCCUAUCAUUACCCACCACCUUCUCUCUGAAAUCCUAUCUCAUCUCGAUUAUAUAUAUGCAAAUACUCGUUAGAAUAUUUUCCGAUUUUUUAGUUCUUUUUUUUUUUCCCUUAAUCUUUUGCGGGUUUUUGUUUCUUCCGUUAAUUUUUUUUACAGAAAUCGGAAGAUGGUUUAAGCUUAGAUAGAGCAUAGUUUAUUUCACAAGGCUUUGGUUUUCUUUAAUUGAUUUGAUCUAACCCUUUUUUUGUUCACUCGGCUUUUGUUUAUUUUGUUCAAUUUUAAUAUGGGAUGUCUAAUUGUUGAGUCAACUCAGUCUCAGACGCGGACUGAAGAAACCAUAACUGAAAAUGGUUCAAAGGAUAAGAAAAAGAAUCGUCGAUCCAGACGAUCCAAGCGAAAUUCCUCUCUCUCUGCUAGUAGCUCAGUAAGUCAAAUACACAUUGGUGAAUCGUGUCCUGCGGAAGGAGAUUCCUCACUGAAUCGAAUGAGCUCUGAUGAGCAUCAUCAACUGCCACAAGCAUCUAAUGCUGCAGGGUUCAAAUCUAUGCCAACAAUGGAUGUUAAUGAACAAACUGCAGAUGAAAUUUUGCAGAAUCUGCCAGCACUUACGCCCAAUAUUAAUGGAGAACUAUUAUCUAAUUCAUGCCAUGAUCCGGCUGUCAAAGAAGAGCCUACAGGACCUGUUCUUUUGGCCCGUCCCAAUAUUUGUCAGAUUCAGCAAAAACAUUACCCUGCACACUGGUCUGCUGAAGCUGUUGCUGAAGCAUUAGAGAGAGGAGAUGCAUUUAAAGCAUUAUUUCGUGUAAAUGCUCACAACAGACUUGAGGCCUACUGCAAAAUUGAUGGAGUGCAAACGGACGUUCUCAUUAGUGGAUUGGUGGAUCAAAAUCGAGCUGUUGAAGGAGACACAGUCGCUAUUGUCAUUGAUCCUCCAUCACUGUGGACUAAAAUGAAAGGGUUUAAUGAAAAUGCCAAUCAUUCUGCAUUGAUUGAUGAUCGUGCAUGUCGACCUGAAGCUGUUGAAUUUGCCCGGGGUAGUUCCAAAGGGAAAAGCAAGUUAGAUCCUGUGGAUGAUUAUGAUUGUUCUAGGAAUUAUUCAGUUUCAGCUGAGAAGAGAAGUUAUUAUGAUAAUGAGAGUUUAGUUGGAGAAAUAGCUCACUUAGAACCAACAGAAGUUUCAGAGAAUUGUUACAUAAAUGGAUAUCAUCCAUCUACAUCUCAUUCAUCUAGAGUAGAUUAUUCUGUUAGUGUGAGUGAUGAUGGAAAUGCAGUAGAGAAGUUGUCUGCUGUGGUGAGUUCAUUUUCAUCAAAACGACCAACUGGUAGAGUUGUGGCUGUUAUUGAAAGCUCUCUCCGACGGGACACGGUUGUUGGUUUCCUAAGUGUGAAGCAGUCUAUUUACAGCAGGGAGAGUAACAAAAAAGAGUCUAGGAAGAAUAAACAUCGAUUAACUGCUUUAAAUCGUGGAUACAUCAUGUUAACUCCGAACGAUCCCAAAUUUACUAAAAUGACGGUCCCUGUGAAAGACCUUCCAGAAUGCAUCAAGAAGCGAUUGGAUUCUGGAGAUGCAACAGUUGAAAUGGACCUUGUAGCUGCACGAAUUGUUAACUGGGGUGAAGAAAGUUAUAUUCCAGAAGCUCACGUGAUACACAUGUUUGGAAGAGGUAGUGACGUAGAAGCACAGAUUGCUGCUAUUUUAUUUGAAAAUUCAAUUGACCCUUCUGAGUUUUCUUCUGAAGCACUUUCCUGCCUUCCUCACAUUCCUUGGAAGGUACCAGUGGAGGAAUUACAGAAAAGAAGAGAUUUGAGAAAUUUAUGUGUUUUUACCAUUGACCCUGCGACUGCCACCGAUCUUGAUGAUGCACUAUCGGUUGAAGGGUUAUCUGACGGCGUUUUCAGAGUAGGGGUCCACAUAGCUGAUGCUUCGUAUUUUGUGCUACCUGACACAGCUUUAGAUAUUGAUGCUCAAAUCAGGUCAACAAGUGUUUACCUGUUGCGGAGUAAAUUGCCAAUGUUGCCCUCAUUGCUUUCAGAGAAUCUAUGUUCACUUAACCCUGGAGCAGACAGACUGGCCUUCUCUAUUUUUUGGGACAUCGAUCCUGCUGGAGAGGUCCUAGAUCGCUGGAUAGGCCGCACAAUCAUAAAGUCUUGCUGCAAGCUCUCUCACGAACAUGCUCAGGAGAUCAUUGAUGGGGCAUUUGAUAUUCAUAAUUCUAUUUCUAUAGGAAAUCACUGGCCUCAGUUACAUGGCCAAUUUGAAUGGUUAGAUGUAAUUGGAUCUGUUAAAAGCCUACAUGAGAUUUCAAAAGUCUUAAAGGAGAAUAGAUUUACUAGUGGGGCCCUGUCACUUGAAAGCCCUAAAGUGGAUUUCAUAUUUGAUGAAGAUGGCGUUCCCUAUGAUAGUGUGUUCUCAGAACAGCAGGAGUCGAACUUCCUUGUGGAGGAGUUCAUGCUUUUGGCCAAUAGAACGGCUGCAGAAGUAAUAACACGAGCUUAUCCUACUAGUGCCCUGUUGAGAAGGCACCCUGAACCUAAUGUACGUAAACUCAAAGAGUUCGAAAUGUUUUGCAACAAACAUGGACUACAUUUGGAUAUUUCCUCUUGUGACCACCUUCAUCAUUCGUUGGAGCAUAUAAAGCGAGAGCUUGAAUAUGACUCUGUGCUGUUUGAUAUUCUGAUGUCUUAUGCUGCAAGGCCAAUGCAAUUGGCUGCAUACUUCUGCAGCGGUGAUUUCAACUAUGCUAAUGGGGGUUGGGGUCACUAUGCCCUUGCCAUACCUCUUUACACUCACUUCACUUCUCCAAUACGUCGAUAUCCAGAUAUUAUAGUGCAUCGCACACUUGCUGCAACUAUAGAAGCUGAAGAGAUGUACUGGAAACAAAGGAUGCUCCAAAAACCGAAAGGAGAGGAUGCUGUAAUCCGAUGUUUUACCAGUAUAUGUGUUGACAAAGAUACCAUGGAAUCACCUGAAGCUCAAGCAGCUUUAUCUGCUGCAGCUGCAAAGCACGGGGUUCCAGGUACUGAAAUCCUUACUGAUCUAGCUGGUCAUUGUAAUGAGAGGAAGCUGGCUAGCAGGCGUGUGAAGGAUGCUUUGCAUAAACUCUGCAUGUGGAAUCUGUUGAAAAAGAAAGAGAUACUGUUUUCAGAGGCCAGAGUUUUGGGUCUUGGACCAAAGUUUAUGUCAAUAUAUAUUCUUAAGCUAGCUAUUGAACGGCGUAUAUAUUAUGAUGAAGUUGAAGGUCUGAAAGUGGAAUGGCUUGAAAAUACAUCAGCGUUGGUGCUCACUCAGUUUCUAAAUAAACGGUCCAAUAAAAGGAGUAGCCCCAGCAAGUUUAGGCCACUCAAUGAAGUAGCUUUGAUCACUGAUCCACGUGAUUUGAAGCUGGAAAUGGAUUUGUCUGAAUGGGAUGAUAAAGAGGAUGGAGAGUCACAAUUAGACGGGGAGAUUCUUAAAUCAGAUGUUUCAGGCAUAAUUAAUGUUGAACCUGCUGUUUUCCCUCUCACUGUUCGACUUCUAUCAACAAUUCCUGUUGUGCUUCAUGCUGUUGGGGGUGAUGACGGGCCCCUUGAUAUCGGGACAAGAUUGUAUAUUAGUUCAUAUCUGUAGUAAUGUCAGGAUUUUGAAUACUUGCACGUGUUCCAUGUGGACGACAUCUAGGAAGAUGGUGAAAGAUUUCUAUUGUCUAACAUGGAUGUGUAGGUAGGGUCGUGUAUAGGUUUAGUAGAGUUUCCAGGUAACUGGGGUCAGAUUUGAUGAUGCAUUAAGAAAGUGCUUAAUGCUGGAUGGUUAUCUGAUGAGUUGUAGAUAAGGGAGUUUGUCUGGUCUGUUGUGCAGCGGCUGUUUUUAGAUAAAAGCUACUUGUGGGAAUAAGGGCUUGUUUUUGUUGGCCACUUCGUUCCAUAUAACUUGGUUAACUGCAAACUUCGUUUCGGUGCUUAUCUUUGGAGCCAAAGUUCUUAUGUUUCGACUGCCACUUUUACUGAAUUGUAAGCUAAUAGGAUUGGGUGUUCCCGAACUGAGAUUCUGUUGAAUCCUGGUCAUGAAGGCUGUAAUUUUCUGAUGGUUUUAGUGUGCAUUGUAAUUGUCUCUCCCUUUGGUUAUAGUUUAAGCAUGUUUGAUAAUACGGACGAGACAUUAAUAAAAAGGACGUUAAAAUCUUGUUAAU
This is a messenger RNA of Olea europaea var. sylvestris, 4251 nucleotides long. RefSeq names its product DIS3-like exonuclease 2. The coding region runs from base 369 to 3692 and encodes 1107 amino acids. Gene Ontology annotation, cellular component: exosome (RNase complex); P-body. The transcript has 7 exons. The record is from RefSeq and is a predicted model, not a curated record. Lineage: Eukaryota; Viridiplantae; Streptophyta; Magnoliopsida; Lamiales; Oleaceae. Gene Ontology annotation, molecular function: RNA binding; 3'-5'-RNA exonuclease activity.